Messenger RNA from Ectocarpus sp. CCAP 1310/34, 879 nucleotides. Lineage: Eukaryota; Phaeophyceae; Ectocarpales; Ectocarpaceae. The record is from the annotation of a GenBank genome assembly.
AUGGUGGUGGGGCCUGUUGUUUCGUCUCGUCAUUGCAGGGGCGGGUUCGGGAUGUCACGCUUCCCCACGGAGGUGUCGUUUGGGCUGACGCUGUGGCGAUUGGCUUGUCCCACGACGCUGCUGCGAGACCGGCUGUUUUGGGGGAUUGGAGAGGCGAUGAUGUGCGAGAUCUUUAACCUGAAGAUAGAGGCGAUCUACGAGCGGUGGGGGCAUCUGGUAGACCAGUUGCAACACGAGGCUAUCCUUCCCAACGUAGAUAUUUUCUGUGCGGCCAUUCACGCAAAAGGUGCUCCUCUAGAUCGCCGUUGGGCCUUCAUAGAUGGCACAAUUAAGGCAAUCGCUCGACGUUCGCGUAAGCAGAGGCUCUGGUAUAACGGUUGGAAACGUAAGCACGCUUUGAAAUAUCAAGCAGUCGACACUCCAGAUGGCAUCAUCAGGCAGUUGUGGGGGCCGAUGCUUGGUCGCCGCCACGAUGUAUCUCUAUUAGGCGAAAGCGGGCUUUUGCAGUACAUGCAGCAGUGGUUUAAUGACGCAGGAAACCCGUACUACAUUGACGGGGAUCCGGCAUUUCCUCUGUCGCCGUGGUUGAUAAUCGGAUACAAAGGGCUGUUGACUCAAGAGCAGCGAGAUUUCAAUUCGGAUAUGAGCUCUUGUCGUGUGACGGUAGAGUGGGGUUUCGCCAAGGUCGUGGCCCUGUGGCCUUUUGUCGACUAUGCCAAAAAGCAACAGGUAGCGUUAUUUGCCUGUGGUCUGGGCAAACGGUACAGUGUAGCCGGCCUGUUGACCAACUGUCGCUCCUGCCUCUACGGUAAUUCCACGUCGAAAUUUAUUGGGGUUCGCCCACCGACUCUGGAGAGGUAUUUGUCAGGGGAGGGAUAG